Molecule: messenger RNA, 1755 nt
Organism: Penicillium odoratum
Lineage: Eukaryota; Fungi; Ascomycota; Eurotiomycetes; Eurotiales; Aspergillaceae
Product: WD40 repeat domain-containing protein
Exons: 5
Coding region: 1-1755 (584 amino acids)
Biological process (GO): regulation of transcription by RNA polymerase II
Cellular component (GO): Set3 complex
Molecular function (GO): protein binding; transcription corepressor activity
Source: RefSeq, a predicted model, not a curated record
AUGGAACAACCUGAUCUUACAUCGCAUCACGUCAACUACCUAAUAUGGAGGUACCUUCAGGAGUCAGGCCAUGGCGAAGCUGCUGUAUCACUACAGCGUGCGUGGUACCCGGAACCACAGAAUCUACCAUUUGCGCGCCACAUUCAGACUCACGCGCUGGUAUCGUUGGUCCAAAAAGGCCUGCAAUAUCAUGAAUUGGAGUCAUCCAUUGACAAGGAAGGAAAUCGCAUCACAUUAAAACCUACGGACUUUUUUUUCGGCCCGGAGCCCUUUGAGGUGUCCGCUUUAAAAAGCCGGGAUAAGUCUGGCACAGACCACCCCGCGCCAGAACCCACGCGCGAUCGCGUAAUUAAUGGCCAUCCACCGGAGGCUCCCGGAAAACGAAAGGAAACCAAUGGAGACUCGAUGGAGGUGGAUGCCGAGACCGAAAGCAAGUCAGGCUCGCCUGUCCCGGAUCCAGUGGAUGGGGACGGGGAUGUGAGCAUGGGGCCCGAUGAGGUGCCUCAGGAACCCACACUCAGCACGGGCGACAGCAUUGGCGUCCAGAUCAUUCCCCCCGCCAAGGCCGCCGAUUUGUCGCCUGACACCGCCUGCUUAGAUCUUGAAGAUCACGUGAUUGGUGCCUUUUGGCGACCAGGAGAUCCAACAAUGCUCGUGGCCAAAGGAGAGUCGUUUUGCUCCCUGUGGAAAUUUUCCUCGUCAUCCCCUCCAGUUCAAAAAAAGUUUGUUGACCUCAGGUCCAGCGAGUCAUAUGUGUCCGCUGUCGCCUGGGAUGGCAUCGGAGCCAAGUUGGCUGUGGCCUCGGUUCGGGACAUGAAGGGUGCGAUCACCAUGUAUAAUGCCGAGGGCAACGUGGUAGAUAUGCUCCCGGAUCUCCCUCGCAUGAUCAAUGGCUUGCACUGGGCAGAACAUAGCCCCCAAUUGGUGAUUGUUGCAUCUAAUGAAAAAGACUGUGAACUGGCGCUUUGGGACGGCAGCCAACGACCCGAUCAGUACCAAACCAUGGUCAUCAAAAAUCAAAUUUAUGACCUCACUUGGGCGGGCCGGGACGAAAUCUUUGCUUGUGGUGAAGGAACGGUCUAUCAAUGUAGUGUGGACCAGAACAUUCACCUAAACAAGGAGUAUAAGUUCGACAGAGAGACUGCCUGGAGCCUAAUUCAUUCUACCGAAACUAGCCAUGGCCCCGUUGUAGUUGUGGCAGGUUCUGAAAGGACGACCGACCCCGAAAGUAUUGACUCCGAAAUUGCCACGAUCUGGAUUCCAACCCACGAUAUUGUCAUCGAAAAUGCACAUACUGAUGCGAUCACGGCUAUUGACAUUCGACCUCAGUCACCCGCACAGCGACGAACCUCUUCGAUCACCGGAAAAUUCCCCAUCACUGUGGCUUCACAUUCACUAGACGGCACCAUCAGUGUGUGGAACAUAGAUUUGGAGCAGAAGGAGUUUCAACGAAUUCACCAAUUCCGCCUGGGGUCUGAAAUACCCGUUCUCGCUGGUGGCUUCUCACCUGAUGGAUACGCCCUUGCGGCUGUUGGUAAAGAUCAACUUUUCAUCUGGAAUGCCGAGCGUGACGGGGACCCCAUAGCUGUUUGGACUGCUCCAGGCUCAAAGGAAGUGAAGGAGGAAACCGAUACUACAAACGGACAGAAUGGUCAUCUUACACCCACUGAAUGUGCUCUCUCAUGGGAUGCUGAUGGGAAAAAGCUUGCGUAUGGGUUUGGAAAUAAGAUGGCUAUAGUUAAUCUCCAGCGGUGA